Molecule: messenger RNA, 1512 nt
Organism: Didymosphaeria variabile
Lineage: Eukaryota; Fungi; Ascomycota; Dothideomycetes; Pleosporales; Didymosphaeriaceae
Exons: 1
Coding region: 1-1512 (503 amino acids)
Source: RefSeq, a predicted model, not a curated record
AUGGAGUCAACCCCCUCCCCUCCGCCCGAGCGUGCUCUUUCGCCAGAGCCAUGGAUUUCGCCCUCGCUCGCACUGCAUGCUGUGCCGCAGCUCGACCGCUCAGUGUCAACGGCAUCUGAUGUCUCGUCCGUCUCCGGCCGCUCGGCGAGUUCGAGACUUUCCGAUAGUGGCAUACCUGGCAGGAGGCGGGGGUACAUGCGACCAGAAGGAACAGAAUUCUCUCGGUCUGCAAAGAAUAGAGAGAGUGUCAUGAAUCUGGGCACAAUAGCACAUUUGCAGUACUACUUCGCUCGAACCGGCCUGCUGGACGAGGCGACAGGUCGAGUUGCGAAGAAGCGUAAGAACGGCUCAAGGACAGCAAGUGGGUCGGAACGGCCGCUCUCAGACAUCGAGGGCGACAUGUCUGCGCUCUCACUUGGGACCGGGGAUCAACUGGGAGAGGGUCUCGUAGAGUCUCCCAUCGACGACAAUGCAUCCAUGAUCUGGGACGACAACGAGCCAGUCAUGCUUCCGCCUACCGUGAGCACGUACAAGAGCACCCCAGUUUACGUACCUCCACCGCCCGACAUGACGAUCCUGCGUCGGGAACUACGCGAGUCGCUCGAGGAAUGCACAAAGCACUUGCAAGAGCUUGAGAAAGGCCACAGCAACGGGACCGUGGCAGAUAUCUCCCUUGCAGAUGGAGCCGGAGGCCGGCAGUCUGCAGAGGCGCCCGGAUGGCACCAGAUUCAGGGCCUAAAUCUACUCGACGUGGCAACUCUCGCGAUUCGCGCGGCGAAGAACUACUACACGGCGCACGAGAACCCUCAGCGACUGUACUCCAUCAAAUCGGAGCGGAUGAUACGCAAGGAACUAUACGAUGUGCUCGAGGUGCUGAAGCGCUUAGCUAUACGUAACUUCGCCAAUGGUGUGUCACCCGCCGAAGUGGUCAGCAUCAAAGAGUGGGUCGAGGACAUCGGCACGCUACUAGACACCGAAGAAGAAAAGGAGCACGCGGAACAAGAAGAACGGGAGAACUGGUCCUGGCGCGAGGGCGACUGGACUGGAAAAGAGAGGGAAAGAGAGCUACUAUUCCUAAAAUCAUUCGACUCCGUUCCAGAACCGCUACCGGAUUGGACAAGCCCCGAGGGCGCGGAAUUGCCCACACCCUUCCUGGCUACUUUACAGAAUGGACUGCGGCUCAUCCAUCUGCACAACAGCCUUGUCAAGAAGUCCCCUAAGCACUUCGAAGAGAUCAAGCAGUACCAUACAGAUACCGCAAAGCCAUAUCGAUGCGCUGAUAACCUGCGCUAUUGGGCCAAAGCCGCCGAGCUACGUUGGGAUGUCAAGAUCGAGAUCGAUGCCAUGGGCGUGGUGCAGGGAAUCGACGGCGAAGCAUGGCGAAAGUUCGACGACGCGCUUAUGAAAUGGUGCAAGGGCGUCCGCGAGGAGAUCGUCAAAGAGUGGAAGCAGCAGAAGAGCCUAGUUCGGGCGCCAACUCUCCAAAUUGAUACCGACUUCGAGGUCUCGUAG